AAACAGGACUCUCAGAUCGCCUCCUACGACUUGCCUCCCUCCAUUCGCAGCACAGACAACAGCUCAGAAGCAGCAGCCGCCGCUUCGAUGGCCGCCACCGCCGCCGCCGCCGGAGAGCCGCCGCCGUUGACGGACACCGACAUUAUCCGCAUGGCCCAGAACCUCCAUCGCCUCCAGCAACCAUCCUCCGCCUCCUCCUGUCCUCUGCCCCCGCAGCUCUCUUCCCCGCGCUUCCACUCUGCCCUCGUUUCUCACCUGAAAUCACGCACCGCCGACUCUCCGAACCCCUCGCUCGCUGUCUCCGAGUACACGCUCGCCCUCCUCUCCCUCAUCUCCCUCUCCCCGCAAAGCCCUACUCUCCCUCCUCUCCUCUCCUCGCUGCUCCUCUCCUACAUCGACCUGUUUGUUUCUUGCCGAUUCCCGCACGACGCGAACUCGCUGAAAACCAUCCAUUUCUUCGGCACCCUCCUCAAUGUCUUGGAGAUCAACGACGUCCAGUCCGUGGCGGAAUCGAUCCUCUCAAGUUUUCCGAAAUUGGUCACGUUGGACGAUGCGCAGCUGCUCGAUCUUUUGCCCAGGUGCAUCGACCUCAUCCGCAAUUCGAAUGAAGUUGAGCGAGGGGGUGAUUUUAUUAACUCUGUGUUCGAUCGAGUGGUGGAUUCUGUUUGGUCGAAAGGGUUGUUGUUGAAAUUGGUUUCGCUCGUGAGGGAGUUUGUCUUUCUGGAUAAGGGGAGAGAGGGAGUUUUGGAGAAGGUGUUCAAAGGAAUGGGGGACUUGGACUUGCAGGAUCUGCCCUCACUGGUCUAUCACUUGUUGGUUUUGGCAUCAAAAGGGUUCUGCAAAAGGGAGGUGGUUGAAGGGUUGGUGACUUUUUUCGGGUCAGAAAUGGAGUUGAAGAAGGGGGCCUCGAUUUUUAAGCAAGUGGAAGGGACUGUGUUGCUUCAUGUGAAUUUCGCUGUGAAACAGGAUUUUUCUCUUGGGAAAGAGGUCAUGAGGCUAAUUAAAUCUGAUGGUCAGGCUCUUAAUCAUUUUGCUGUGGCUGUCAUGCUAUCCCUUGCUAGAAUCAAGAGGUUCAGUGAGAGUGCUCUGGAGAUCCUCAAAAAGGCUAUUCUCACUUCAUAUGGGGAUUACAAAUUCGCAGUAGAUUGCAAAUGGCUCCAGCAUGAGAUGGGAGAGGAAUUUUUGCAAGGGUUCCAAUUAGUGGAGAAGGCUGUUAUUAGAGCGGUAAACGAGACUAACUGUGGGCGGGAGCAUAUGGUGCCGAGCUUUUUGCAGCUUGCUUUCCUUUUACUAGAGUCGGCGCAACUGGGAAAUCAAAAGAAAUUUUGCUACUCUGAUGGUUCAUCAUGUAUCGAGGAGCUUGCUAUACAAAUGCUGAAAAAUUUAUUUGAAGCUCAUGACAUGGCCAGGAGUGAGAUAAUUGAGCAAAGCAAAGUCCUGAUCCUUUCCAUGAAGCCUGAGCAGAGCAUGUCAAUUGUUAGACUGCUUGCUCAACUGAUUCGGAAUUAUCCGUAUGCUAUCAAGGAGCAUGUGUCUCGGCUGAAGGAGUUGUUAGAUUAUUUCACUUAUAUGGAUGGCAAGGUUGCAUCUUGUCUUGUUGCUUCACUGUUGCCACUGAUCAAAAUCAGUAGAGAUAUUCUGGAUUAUAUGAUUUUAGUUAUUCGCAAAGCCAUGUUUAGACGAGAAGAUACAAUCCUUCUUGCAGCAACGAAUGCCAUUUUUGAUCUCAUCUUGGUAGAUAAACAAUCUAAUGACACUUCCUUUCAAGAUUCAUCAAGCCAAGCCAGUUGCAGCCAGCAAGCUGAGGCAUUCGGCUGUAUGGGUGGAACUCUCUACCAAGAGCUGAUUGGUUUGCUCCAGAGAUGCCUUUAUCAGCAGGCAAAAGUAAAAAGAGUCAUGUACUCUGGACUUGUAAAGCUUGUCCUAGCGGACCCAGCAAUUGCUAGGCCGGUCCUUGAUCUUCUCUUGCCUCAUUUCCUACGUUUUUAUAAAGAGGACGCUGAUGGUCAACUUGAAUUAACCUCUUGUGUUGGCUUGGAGAAUGGCAAAGUUGUCAUUGAGGAGCCUCUGGAUAGUCUACUAUCUUGUGUAUCAUGGAUUCUUCUCCUUCAACCGCAUGGUCAAUCUGAAAAUUCUUCAGAUGCUUCAUGGACGUGUUUUGGGUUUUCCCUUUCCCAAGAUGAGGUUGGAAGAAGAUUGUCCUGGGAUUCAUUCUCCACAGCAUUACUGAAGAUCCGGAAGCUUUUAAGAGCUGAAAAAUUGGAAGUCCUUCUUGGUCAGAGAGCUGACUCAGGCUCAGGGUCCUCUGAGAAAGAGAGAACCAAAAGCUGCACCAUAAUUUUACUGGGUAUAACAGAGGUGGUGCUCAACACCAUAGCCACUGAAUUGGAGAAAGCAACUGGUGAUAAGAGGGUACAACUUGAAAAGGAGCUAAUUGACUUGGUUGAAUUCCAUCACUUGGUGGAGAAACAUUUAGGCAAACCAAGGCAGAUCAAUGGACUAAGAAAGGCAAAUGUGCGAACUACUGCAAUUGAUAUUCCUGACCGUACUGAUUCUGGCUGCACCACCUUGAUUCGAGAACAGAUGCCUCUCUUGGCAACUUCAACAAUCAAUCAAUUACUGCAAACUACAUUAGGGUUAUACAAUGCUAAAUUUUCUAAUGCUAUUGCAACCUCCCAGAGUCUUGGCCAAUCAUCCUUCAACAAGAACACAAGCUGCUCAAACAUUAUAUCUUUUGUCUUGAAUAUUCUGCUUUGUCACAUCAGGUCUUGCCCUGUUUUAGUGAGGAACGAUCCCUUUAAGACUUUUAUCUAUGGUGACAUUAAGAUUCUGGGACCCCAAUUGCUGAAGCUGAUACUUCUCCUUAAGUCGGUCCAAUCAAGUGUUCCAAAUGAAAAGAACAAAAGUAGGAUUGAAGGUCAAAGAGAUAAUCUCCAUCAAGCACUUAUCUGCCUUAAGGAUAUGUUAAUGAUUUAUUUGCAGGGCCCUCAUUUUGCCCAGCUGCUUGAAGAUUUGGUGUCAGUCUGCAUAACUGAGUAUGGUCUUGAUGGCGAAAAUGUAACCUAUGUGAUUAAUGAUCCAAAAAUAAAGAACAUUGAGAUAUUCGUCGUGAAGAUCCUGAAGCCUCUGUUAUCCGAGCUUCUUGCAAUUUCAUCCUUUCGUGAGGCUGAGGUCCUUGGUGAUAUUAUGUUGAUGAUUACUAACAAGUUGCCCUGCCAACUGAGAAACUCUCAUGGAUCCUGGGCUACACAGAUCUGCAAAAGCAAUGGAAUCAAAGAUUCCAAGGUUGUGAGGAGUCUGGUAUUACUAGCCUUCCAACUAAGCUCGCCUCCAGAUGAUUUGAUCUUUGCUCAACAUGUGGCUAUAAAGUUGUGCAAAGUUACAGGGUCAGCAAGUGAUGAUCCUGUUGAAAUGUCUGAAUUAUAUCCUGUUGUCAACAAAGACACCAGCAUUGCAGUAAUUAUUUGCAUUCUGCAAUCAGUUGAAGCAGUUAUAUGUGAUGUGGAUUGGGCCAUUAGAAAACUGAAGGAACUUUCUCUCUCCUCUCAAAAUAGAAAUAAAACGAAUGAAGGAGAACUUACUCUUGAUGUUAAAUUGGUACUGGAGGACAAUCUGUUCUCCAGGUCUGAAUCUGUAGUGAGAGUACUAUCAUCAUUUGCUCUGAUGACCUUGAAGGACCCUCAAGCAGAUCAUUUUCUCAGAAUGGUUACAAGAUUGUACAAGCAAUUGGCUCAAAUAACCAAACUUCAGAUUGCCCCCAGAAGAUCCAAGCAACUUCUGCCAAGCACUAGAUUUCAGAAACUUGUUGAAUUAACUUGCAAGCAUCUCACUUUUCAACUCUAUAAUUUUGUGGCUGAAAUGCAGAAGGAACAGCAAGAAAACGCUAAUAGAAGUAGAAUGGUGGGAAAGAUCAAAAGGGAAAAUCGCUGCAUCCCCGAGCUGAUCUUUCAUAUAGAAGAUUAUGAAAAGUAUUUGAUCCGACUUAGCAAGGUCACUAAAGUGAACUUGCUGAGGCAUGCUAAGCGCAGCACUUCUCGGGAUUUUAAAAUUAUAGAGGCCACCAAUAGUCGGGAAGAAGACAAUCCUGACCAUGAACCUGGCUGUUCUCGUUCUGCAGCACACGAAAACGAAUCAUGCAAUGCUUCUGAUGAAGAUGGAGGAGAGGAAAAUGUCAUGUCUCCGGAGUCGGGCUCUCGUUUGUCUGCAGAUGAAUCUGGUUCUGAUGGCGAGAAAGGUAAUUCUCUUCCCCCAGUCAAGAGGAUGAGGAAAAAUGGAGUUGUUCAGGACUCUGAUGAUGAAGAUUAGCUAUGCUCUGUCAGAAAAAUACUGGGUAUAGAAUGGCAUAUAUUUGGUGGAUCAUUUUGUAUGAAGUAGCCGAUGGAGAGAGAAAUGGAAGGUAAAAUUAUCAACUUGACUCAAAUUAUAUGUUAAUAAUUUCUUAACACAACAAGUCAAUCUUGAGCUAUGUUGGAGAUCAAAUUUUGCUUAGUAUCAAUAUGGAGUCAAGCUUUUCUACCA
Messenger RNA from Eucalyptus grandis, 4518 nucleotides. RefSeq names its product Fanconi anemia group I protein. Gene Ontology annotation, biological process: DNA repair. Lineage: Eukaryota; Viridiplantae; Streptophyta; Magnoliopsida; Myrtales; Myrtaceae. Gene Ontology annotation, molecular function: DNA polymerase binding. The record is from RefSeq and is a predicted model, not a curated record.